GCGGCUUAUGGUAGAGAAAUGAACAUUAAAUUCUCUGGCAACAGCCCUGGUGGACAUUCCUGGAGUCAGUAUGCCAAUUGCAUGCUCACUAACAGGGAUGUACACACAUUUGUGCACAGCAUUUUAGAAAAGUAACCGUUUUGUGCAUAUGAAACAUUUCUGGGAUCUUUUAUUUCAGCUCAUGAAAGAUGGGACACUUUACAUGUUGCGUUUAUAUUUUUGUUCAAAUGGCAUUCCCACAGCCUCGGACCUCGGACCUCACAACACAUAACCUUGCCCUUAACCCCCACAUACUACACAGGCAUGCACGCAAGCAUCCUGGCACCCAAACAUAGACAAACACAUGCACACUUUUCAAAACCCAUCCAAUUGGUCAUGAUGAAAACUGUACAGAUGUAGGAUCUUAGUUUGAGCCGGUUUGCUACAGCAAGAAAUGUGGAUUAUAAUGAAUGAGCAUAUUUUUAGGGGGUUGGUACAUUGAUACAAGGGAAAAUCAAGUUUGACAUUUCAAAUAGGAAAUUACAAUCUUCAGAAGCCUUUUUAAACCUCAAAUACACUACGAGUUUUACAUUUACUGCAUUGCAGGAAAGUUAUCCUGCAACAGGGGGAUUAAAUGAUGAUCCUACAUCUGUACAGACAUAAUGCAUGAGGCACAUGGGACAAGCUUAUGAGGACUUAUGUGCUUAUAGGAUCUCUGUGUUGAAUCCAUACAGUCAAGAGAUCCUGGGUUUGUACAGCCAUUGCACGUAACAUGCUGUCUGUCUGUGUCAGCCAUCCGGAGACCUCGGCCGUUUGGAUGCCUAUUGGCCCUGCAGUCUUCUUCACAACCCUCAGCUGCUCCCAGGUCAAGGCUGCUGCUUGUGUGGAAUGUUUGUUGUUCGCUCCUCCCACCAUAUCUGUCCCUUCAUAUUUGAGAGUCAUUCAAUACCUCCGCCAUCAAGGUCUCGCCAUGCUGACAGAUAGCCCCCACGCCCCGCAUUGUGUGCAGAUUACUAGCAGUUAGGGAAGAACGCAUCUCACAGGUGCACCGUCCAGUUCAAUGUGCUACCUAUCAACCCCACCCCCAAACGAGUGACUAUUUCAAAGUCACCAUUGGGCAUGGUCAAAUUUAGCGCCCCUCAACAAAUGUAACAAUGAGCCCCGGGAAUUAGGUUACAACAACCUAGCCAUGUCCCCUGGGACACCGUCCCCGCACCUGCCUCGGCCAGGGGACAGGCAACAUAUUUGCCAGAAUGCGGCAGGGGGACUCUGGCAAAUAUGAAUUUAACACCCUUCGUAACCGCCCACCUCAAAGUGACAUGAGCGGAGCAUCCCAGCAAUGGAACGUUAAUUCUCUCUCCCUGCUUGUAGCACACAGGGGGACGAAGGGUGUUAAUGACUAGAUUGAUAUCACAGAUAGAACAAUGAGCUAGUUAUACAAAUCUUUGGUGAUAUCUCCUUACGAAACAAAUAUCCGUAAAAAAGCAAAGAAGACAGAACACUGUCUGCUUGGACUUGGCCACUGUGUCUCAGCGUCAUUUCAGAAAGUCAGGGGACUAUUUCAGGCUGUGCGUCUCUCUGAAGAGGACCUUACCUGAGCUCUGUGGGCGGCUGAGUGUGAGUUCAGCUGCUCUUUCACUGUCUAUUGAGUUUCAACUAACAGAGUGUCGUGGUUACACCUAUCAAGGAGGGUUUACAGAGGGAUCGGGGAAAAGAGGGUAGUCAGAUUAACGGCGGAUUAAGAGGGCUUCCCGACCUUGGCUUUUUUUCUUUGAGUUACCGAUGUAAUAAAAAGAGAUUCCCAGCAGGCCAGUAACACAAGCUUGAGCCUUUCUGUUGAGGUGAUACUAAGCACUUCUUUCCUUGCCUGAACACAGGACCUGGCUUUGGACAAUGUUAGAGGUUUAGACAGAGAUUUUUUCUGUGGUUUGAUGCUGACAGAAAAGCACUUGCCGGGUGUUGAUUUAUGGACAAUAAAAUAUUCACACGACAAGUUUAGCUACCUGAUAUGCCAUACAGCAGCCACAGCAGUCUGACACAGAAUCAAUCAGAGAACACGUGGAUGGCUUGAGGUCUCUCUGUGCACUGGAAAGGAAGAGUGAGUAAGUGAGCUAGGGAGUGAAUAGUGGAGUCAGUGAGCGAGCACUCGUUGUCCCUCCUCGGGGACAGCAAAUUUCCACCAGCACAACCCAACAACUUCUGUUCAAAGACCCCGAGAGCUAGUGGCUGCUGUCUAUUUUCUCCCUCUCCUUCUCAUUUCGAUCUAUCCCACUGCACUUGGAGGGGCAAUAAAUAGCCACAGGUUCGCUGAGUGUGGAGCUGCUAUCUAAUCAAAGCUUAAUUCAACACUGCCGCGAAACAAUUUAUCCGACAAAGUACUUGGCGAUAGAAUACAACCUCAGACACUCCCUCACUCUCUCUCUCAAGCUCAACGAGGAAGUGAAAAGAGUGUGUGGCCUGGAGGGUCAGGUCUGCACCCAGAGGAGAGGGCGAGGCGUGGAGCAGCCAGAGAGGGUGUGAAGUGGGGUGGACGAGUGUGUCUCCUUGUCGUCCAUCUAGGGGGGAGCAGAGGCUUCUCCAGCCUGUCUGCAGCUCACCACACUAAAAUAACCCAACACCCACAAGAGGGAGGCUGUUGCCCAGCGGGUGUGAGGAUUGGACACACUUCAAGGGCAGAGGAGCCCACCGCCAGACUGAUAGAUUGGAGUGUAAGAGCACACUACAGGAGAGUGGACUGAGGGGAGUUUACUUGCCAAGCAAGAUCCCGUUUGCACCAUGCCUCUGAGAGACUCAGUCACCCUGCUGCUCUGGAGUUGCUGUGUACUAAUGCUCAUCCACCAAUGCAAGGCUCAAGCUCUAAACUGUACGUGUAAUGUGACCAAUAGUCGGUGUGACGAGAAUGCGGUGUGCAGGUGUGACCCGGGUUGGGAGGGGCAGCAGUGCAACGUCUGUGCGAGAAUGCCAGGCUGUGUCCAUGGAUCAUGUCAUCAACCCUGGCAAUGCACCUGCGAGCCUGGAUGGGCAGGGCGCUUCUGCGACAAAGAUAUCCAUGUGUGUACAAAUGAGGCACCUUGUCAGAACGGCGCCACUUGUUACGCCAACGUUUCCGGGGAAUACUCCUGCCUCUGCCCCGAGGGAUUUCACGGGAGGAACUGCGAGCACAAGACAGGACCCUGUCAUAAGACCGGCAGGUCUUCGUGUAAGAAUGGCGGGCAGUGUGAGGACAGUGGCGGUUAUGCUCCAGAGCUCUCAUGCCGCUGCCUGGCAGGCUUCACCGGGCCACGUUGCGAGAACAACAUGGACGACUGCCUGAUGCGCCCCUGUGGUAACGGUGCCACCUGCCUGGAUGGCAUCAACCGCUUCUCCUGCCUCUGUCCCGAGGGCUUCACGGGCCGGUUCUGUACCGUCAACCUGGAUGACUGUGCCAGCCAACCUUGCCUUAAUGGAGGGCGCUGUCUGGACCGUGCCAGCACCUUCCACUGCCUCUGCAAGCCUGGGUUCACUGGCAGGACCUGCGAGGUGCCCUUAAGGAGCCCAGCGAGCCAAGCGCCCAUCAGCAGCUCCCAUGACUGGGCUGGGGGAGGUGGGGGCUGGGGAAGGGUAACUCAGUCCAGGCCAGACCAGGACAUCACGAGGAGGGACAAUAAUAGUGGAGACAGGCUGCUUAAGAUCUCUGUGAAGGAGGUUGUGACCCAGUGGGGGUCGUCUGGCCUGUCAGAGGUGCAGCUCAUCACCCUCCUGGUGCUGGGGGGCAUGACACUUGCCGUGGUGGUGCUCACAGCUGGCCUGGUGCUGAGGGGACAUUGGCAGGACCACUGUGCAAGCUGCAGGUGCGGCCCCACCCCCCACCUGCACCCGCUGAAACACCGAGACCGCCAGCCACCCCCGCAGAGCCACCUAGUCACAGUAGAGCAGGAGUGUAAGAUCAGCUUCCUGCACACACCCACAGCCCCAGAACUGGAGAAGAAGAAACUGAACACUGAGGUGAUUUAGGUUAUGUUUACUACCUCCACAGCCCUGAACACAGGACACAGACUGCUCUCAGCAGAGGUAAAGCCAUGAUUUUAUCCCAGCCCUGCCUCCAUGACUGAUUUUCUUCAGUACUGACAGUCAAAAUACAGACAACAUACCGACCUAGGUAUCGAAAUCUAAAGAGACGCAGGACCAAGAAGGGACCAGUGGGUCUGUUCAAGGGUAAAUGUUAGGAGUGUCAAACACAUUCUCUUAACAAAAGGAGCGUAGUCCUAAUAUUACGGAUUAUUUGUUGACCAGAGGGGUAAAGCGGAGGUACAUCAUGAGAAAUAUACUCAAGUCCUUUGGUUACUUGUCACGGACAACCAAUGUGUAAUUUGUCCGUCCACAAAAUCAGCUGAUUCGAUUUCUUGGCAUGAACUGCAUGUAAGACAGGCCUACUGACAGACAGCUUUGGAAUGCAAGCCGAGACAAUGACCUUGUUAUGUCAACCUAAUUGGUGUACUGGUAUUUGUCACUGCUGUUCUCGUCAUGAUAUUAGGCCAAAAUGUUAGACAUGAAUGAAUCUACCCAUAUUUUUCCAAAUGGGCUCUGACCUCGGAACAAGCUCUGCAGUGAGCCGAAUUCAGACAUGCAGACAAAUGAUUGCCUGAAUUCAUGUUGUUUUAACAGUGUACUUUUUAUACCACAGACUCAAGAUCUGCAACAACUCAACACCUACUUCAUUUAAGUAACUGUCCAGUGUUUCCAGAUUUCUAUGAAAUAUGACCUAUAAUUAAUUACAAUAUGAGUAAAAUAGUUUUCCUUCCAAAAAAGUGUAAUUAUGUAUGUAAAAAAAUCAGCUUUUCUGUGUUGGAAUGGUGUGGGCGUACCCCAUAGAGUUAGAUAGAGGCACGGGCAUUGCCAUUUAGGGCUUUCAACAUUUUAAGGUAGUCAACAGGGUUGUACUUUCUAUGGGUUACGGAAGGAUGACAUGAUUCCAUCCAGGUCAUCAGGAGGGAUCAGCCAAUGAAUUAUACUUAUACCUAUACUAGGUGGCCGUAUGUACCUUUUCAGUUUGUUUGUCAACUCAUUGAAGUAGUAGAAGAAGAAUAUUGACUACUUCAAAAUAAAGAUGGCCUUAAUGGCGCUGCCUGUACGCUCACAGAUGCCAUCAUGGGAUAUACACUGAGUGUACAAAACAUUAGGAACAGGUCUACCGGGUGGUGCACUGGUCUAGGGCACUGCCUUGCAGUGCUAGCUGUGCCACCAGAGUCUCUGGGUUCGCGCCCAGGCUCUGUCGCAGCCGGCCGCGGCAGGGAGGUCCGUGGGGCGACGCACAAUUGGCCUAGCGUCGUCCGGGUUAGGGAGG
This is a messenger RNA of Oncorhynchus mykiss (rainbow trout), 5302 nucleotides long. RefSeq names its product delta like non-canonical Notch ligand 2 (gene dlk2). Gene Ontology annotation, molecular function: calcium ion binding. Gene Ontology annotation, biological process: heterophilic cell-cell adhesion; establishment or maintenance of epithelial cell apical/basal polarity. NCBI's taxonomy places the organism in Eukaryota, Metazoa, Chordata, Actinopteri, Salmoniformes, Salmonidae. Gene Ontology annotation, cellular component: protein-containing complex; plasma membrane. The record is from RefSeq and is a predicted model, not a curated record.